Lonchura striata (white-rumped munia) is the source of this 2145-nucleotide messenger RNA. It is a transcript of the gene RNASEH2B, whose product is annotated as ribonuclease H2 subunit B. Gene Ontology annotation, cellular component: ribonuclease H2 complex; nucleoplasm. The record is from RefSeq and is a predicted model, not a curated record. Lineage: Eukaryota; Metazoa; Chordata; Aves; Passeriformes; Estrildidae. Gene Ontology annotation, biological process: RNA catabolic process.
AUGCGGGGCGCACGGAGCGGGCCGGGCGCACGGAGCGGGCCGGGCGCACGGAGCGGGCCGGGCGCGGAGCGGCGUCCCGCGGGCGCGCAGCCCGCGCAGUGGGUGCUCAUUGCCCCAGAGGCUGCUCUUGACCCCCCUAAGACACCUGACAGCGAACCCUUGUUUACAAAACUGCGCAACCCAAGCACAGGGGAAGCAACCCUUUACUUAUUCAAUAGUGGUGCACAGCAGCUGUUUGAAGUAAAAGCUUUUCACGAGGAAUGUCGUUCCUGGUUUAUAGGUCAGACUGUUCAACAGGAUGGGCGCCUGCUGUUUGUUACACCAAUGGAUCCCUUAUUUCUGAUACUUUACUACCUCAUAAAGGCAGACAAAGAGCAGCAAGGAAAGUUCCAGCCACUUGAUCAAGUUGUGCUAGACUCAGAGUACCCUAGCUGCCCAUUGCUGCUGAAGUGUGCAGAUGUUAAACAGUACAUACAGCACAUAACAGAAGAAAAAGAGAUUGGCAGUCAGAAAUUCCACAAAUACAGCCAAGAGAAGACACUGAAGUGGUUAAAGAAAAAGGUUAAUCAAACAGUGAAAGCACUUAAAAGCAACAAUGUAUCAGUAGGUGAAAGAGUGCUUGCAAGUACAUUUAUCAACAGUAAACAGAUCACAGAUGCUCAGGAAGACUAUGUACGGUAUGCCCAUGGGUUAAUAUCAGAGUAUAUUCCUGAAGAUCUGAGUAAGGAGUUGUUAAAAUACUUAGGGCUCCCAGAAUUUAGAAGCCCAGAACCAGAGCCACCACUGAAGAAAAGAAAAUUGUCAGAUGUCCCUGUGGAACCACAAGAAGACUAUACUAAAUUUAACAGCGACAAUCUGAAAACCAAAAAGGCAAACACCAAGAUGUCUGCAGCACAGAAGGCUCUGGCCAAAGUUGAUAAGAGUGGAAUGAAAUCCAUUUCUACUUUCUUCAGCUCCAAACCUAAAACAUCAAAAUGAAGACUUGUUCUUGAAAUAAUUUUAUACAGUGGCUAUUUUUAUGUUAAGCUAAAAAUGUCUCCUGCAGAUUUUUGUUAGUAUAGUGUAUCAGGGCAUGUCUGGGUAUGAGUGUCAUGGAGAGGUCUGUGAGCUGGCAGGGCACAAAGCUGUUGGGCCUUAGUGAGACUAGGCAGUACCAUGAUAACUGAUUUUCCAGCCUGGACUGGGAAGAUGGCUCAGCUGCAUUACUAUGGUGCUGUGAGCUAGAAGCAAGGCUUAGCAGGGUACCACACUGUGCUGGCGCUCCUUCUAGAGCAAGCCCAGUCAAGCCCACUGUGGAGUUUUCUCCAUUACACUUCAUUCUAGGCUGAAAACUUGCCCACCUUUGAUGAUUUUUUUUCUUAAAUUUGUAAGGAGCAUUAUUUUUUUAAAACUGUCUGAAGUUUUUUACCCAGUGUUAUAUCAGAGUAGGAUGGCAUUAUUGCAUUUUUACUUGGGCCCACAUAUAAGUGCUGAUGUAAGCAUUGUCAGUGGUGGUAUUUUAGUGAGGCAAGGAUACUCUGUAUUGGGAUUUGGGUUGUUUUCAAUAUGCUGGAAACAAAUGGCAAUGAAUGUCAGUGUACAUGUAAUGCAAUAAAGUGCUUUGUGUAACAAACUUGUGCUUGCUGUAUUUGCCGUAUGCUUCAAAAGUUAGGUUGGGUUUCAGCACAUUUUCUAAGUGUUUUCAGUAUUUUUCUGUGUAUAAAUUGUAAUCCUUAAAGAGUUCUGGCAUCUCUUUGGCGUUACAUGAUAAAUCUCUUAGCACAUAGCAAUAUAGGGGUAUUUUUAUGUUCCGUUCCAAGGUCAAAAGGUCCUUACAAAAAUAAUCAGGGAAAAAUUGAUUUAAAGGCAAGAACGGGUGGGGUUUUUUUUUAAGAAGCCUGUUUGGCGUUGGAUUCAAAAGCUUAAGUAUGAGUGUCUUAGAUAAGGUUUAGUUUUACAAAGUUUUGCACAAGGUAGGACUGUUACUUAAAAUCCACUACCCACUCUUUUCUGUGUUCUUUCACCAUUAGAGAGUAUUCCUGUGUAUUUAGAGGGAUAGCUGAUGAUGUGGCUUCCCUCAGUCACAGAAUUGAAAAAGAGAUUGAGUCACUGGGAUCAUUUGUACCAAUCUAGCCUAUUCCAUACAAUAAAAAAUGUCAUCCAUCA